AAUUUUAGCCCGCAUCUCAGGAGCAAUGAGGCCCUAAGAUGCACAUCGCAGAGUGGAAGCAAUCGUCCAGGGUGUACGCACUGAUCCUUGCCCUCUGGAUCGCUGGGGUCCAAGGACAGGAACUGGCCGAGAAGGUGGAUGUGACUGUGGUUUCUACGGCCUAUACACUCGGGUUUAGCAUCUCCAACGAGGCCCAGUACUCCAUCGAUAAGGUGACCUGUCGCAAUGGAUCCGGAUCGGAAACCGAGGCCAACGCCGAUCACGUGUGCGAAAACCUUAAUCCUUGCACCUUCUACACGUCGGUGGUCUCAUUCCGGUCAAAGGUCGUCGGCAAGCCAUCGCCUUCUGACCAACCGGUCAAUGCCUACACUGAAUAUAAGCAGCCCAGGACCAAUGUGACCUCAGUGGAGGCCACAGCAAACACAAUCAAGGUGACCUGGCAGACGACCGACCGCGCCUGUGUGGAGUCCUUCGGAAUCGCGGCAAAGGCGCCGGACUACACCAAGUCCUUUCAGCUGCUGAACGACAAAAGUGUUCAGACUUUCGUCAGUUUAAGCGCCUGCCUUACGCACACGAUCACCCUGGAGACGCGGAACAACGCCAGCAUCGUGGUGGACAUUGAUGCCAUCGAUGUGGACACCCUGUACGCGGAGCCCGGCGAUCUCCUCAUGAACGUAACGAACCUAGCCAGCGGCAUUACAGUAGUCACGUGGGGAGAUCCCUCCGAGAAGAACUGCAUCAACAACUAUGUCUUCAAGUGGCAACGCAACGAUUGCGGAACGGAUCAAAACCAGGAUACCACCACGGAAGAGACCAGCACGGAUAGCACGAACGAUGUGGACUAUGCUACUACCACGCCCAUGGAGACCACACCAGAUCCGCCGAAUGAUAGAGUUGAGUGCGAGUGGACCGAUGUCUCCGCCGAUGGCAAGCUGAGGGAAUACAUCCUAGCCGAUCUUCAAGGAUGUGAGCUGUACACCUUUGAGGUUUUCAUCAACGAGAACAGCACGGCCAAGGCUUCUCAGCUGUUUACUUCGGCAGAAAAGAUGGUCAGUGCGGUCUAUGAGCCCAGUUUCGCCGCCUAUCCCACCCAGUUGCAUUGGACUUGGUCUUCUCCCCAAAAUCACGCCAAGUGUGUGGCGAAUUACAAUGUAACGCUGACGGGUCCCAUCCAACGAUCGGAAAACAAAACAUUUAACGUGGUCACUGAGGAGACGUUCGCUACCUUCGACGACCUUGAUCCGUGCGGGAUAUACUUGGUGGAGAUCGUGCCCAAUCAGCUAAACGGAAGCACUGGAACCAAGUACCAGGAGCAGAGCACCGUUGCCGAGGACCAGCCUUCCGCGGUUCAGAAUCCCGAAGUGGAACCAAGCGCCUACUCGAUGGAGGUGGUCUGGAUGACGCCCAAGUACGCCGAUCUCUGCAUCGAUGGCUACCGGCUGUCCGGCUGGAUGGUGGAUGAGACGGAGGUUGAGGUCGAAGCCCUUAGUCUUACCACCCAGAACACGACGGUGGUUUUCGACAAGAACUUGCUGGCCUGCCAGGCCUACAUCAUCCAGAUAAUCCCAUAUACCACGGAAAGCCUCGAUGGCCAGCUCAUACAGGUCGGAGUCGAGACCAAAGCAGCUAUUGUCGAUAACUCUAAGAUCAAGCUGGAAAUGAAGCAAGCUGGCCCCCAAUUUAUUGAGUUAACCGCCUUCAAUGCGGACUAUAACAACACCUGUCCGACGAUCUUUGCGCUUUUCACCUGCAAUGCCACCACCGAGGUGCGCAAUCCCUAUGCGGAACGGUAUGUGGAGGGACACAGCAAACAAGGUUUUAAUGCAAGUCUUAGUCCACUGUCGCCGUUCACGGUCUACGUCUGCAGAGUAAUACUCUACAAUGUGGCAGGACCUUCCGAGCCAUAUGUCCUCGCCAAUCUGAAAACCACAGCCUAUUUUCCCGAGCAGCCGGAGAAUGUGAUGCUGGAGAAGAGCACGGAGAACAGCCUUCUGUUCAAAUGGGAUCCGCCCACCUACACAAAUGGACCCAUGAAGUACUACCAGGCAUUCCUGAUGCGCCACGAGGCCAGCUACUUUGUGCCCGAGGAGUGCGACGACCUGCCCCAGGACACCAAGUCGGAGACCAAGGGCGAUCCUAAUGUGAACUUCACGGGUCUGGCUCCGGCGGUUCGAUAUAUGAUGCAGGUCGCGGCACUGAAUGACUUCGGAAUGGGCACCUAUACCGAACCCGUAAUUGGAAUCACUUUGCCCGCAGUAUCCGACAAAGUGACCGAGUUGAGCGUACUGUCCCAGGGUCCGGAGAACAACAACGCCGUCUACAGGGCGAACGUGACAAUCACCUGGAAGGUUCCCUGCAGGUCCAAUGGCGAUAUAGAGUAUUUCCAGCUGAACUUUAGUGGCUCACGGACGAACUUCGAUCCGUACGCAUUUCAACGGACGGUGGAACUGGACAGGGGCAAUAAACAGGGCCGAAUGUCCUACACGGAGACGGAUAUACAGCCGCAGGUCGACUAUACGGUGGAGGUGUUCGUGAAGAAUCGCAAUGUGGAACAGUUGAGCGCCAGCGUAUCUGACAAUUGGCAGUCGCCGCCGGGACUGCCUAGCAUUCCGAGUGAAGAGCUGAUCAAGCAAAUGCGUGCCAACGUCGAGGAGACAUCUAAUCCAACGAAAACCGCCAUUGUCCGACUGCCUGCCGACAUCAUGACAUCCGAGUACGGUGACAUCAAGUGGGUGGCACUGAUGGUCUCCCAGAAGAUCUGCGCUGGAGUCCCUAGCCUCAAAUACGAUGUCAGCAGCGAUUGGCCAAAGGUGCUAUCCUACCAAGAUGCCGGAGCAGAUGGCACCGGCGACUGCAGCCUGGAGUACCAAACAACCGAGGAGCGCUGGCAUCCGGUACCCGUCCAACGUCGCCAAAGGGAUGGAGAGCUAGUAUCCAAGAAGGAAAUCGUUUUCACCAUCGGAGUGGACAAGUGUUCCGAGACCAAGAAAACCUACUGCAAUGGACCUCUGCUAGCCGACACGGACUACAACGUUGUGGUGAGACUGUUCACCGCGUCUGGUUACAGCGACGCCGCCGUACUUAACUUCAAGACCAAGGCGGCCAUUAAGGUCACCCUGAUCCUGGUGAGCGUUUGCAGCUGUCUGCUGCUGGCCUUCGUGCUGGGUUUGACGGUUUUCUGGGUGCGAAAGCGAUUGGACUGGAAACGGGAUUCUGGUCAGGGUAUCGAGGACCCCUUCGGCAAUGUCAUUGCCAAGAACUUUGCCAUCUUUUAUACAGAGGUCGCCAAGCCGGAGAAACUGACCAGGGAGUUCAAGGAGAUCACCGUUGUGGCCUUGGAGCUCAGCUACUCCGCCUCCGAAUUGGGUUGCCACAAGAAUCGCUACGCGGACAUAUACCCCUACGACAAGAAUCGCGUGAUUCUGGACAUCGAUGCGGAGGGAUCGGACUACAUCAAUGCCUCCUUCAUAGAUGGUCACACCCGUAAGAAGGAGUACAUAGCCACCCAGGGACCGAAACCAGAGAGUGUGAUGGACUUUUGGCGCAUGGUCCUGCAGUACAACGUGCGGGUUAUUGUUCAAGUUACCCAGUUUCGCGAGGGCAAUACGAUCAAGUGUCACGAGUACUAUCCUUAUAACGUGCGUGGAUUGUCUGUGACUAUCAAGUCCAAAGAGGUUUUCGAGCUGUACGACCGCACUGAGUUGACCGUUGUGCACGACAAGUACGGACUGAAGGAGAAGGUGAUCCACUACUAUUUCAAAAAGUGGCCCGAUCACGGCGUGCCCGAGGAUCCCAUGCAUUUGAUAAUGUUCGUGAAGAAGGUGAAGGCGGAACGGCGACCCAGUUACUCGCCCAUCGUGGUCCAUUGCAGUGCGGGAGUGGGCAGAACGGGCACCUUUAUAGGUCUGGAUCUGAUCAUGCAGCGACUGAAGAGCGAGUCGAAAAUCAAUAUAUUCGAAACGGUGAAAAAACUGCGAUUCCAGCGAAUGAAAAUGGUGCAAACGCAGCAGCAGUACACGUUCCUCUAUGCCUGCACCUAUGAGCUGGUCAAGCAUAAGAUUCCCCGAGCUGCCUUUAAAAUGGAGGGGCGUCCCAAAUCCGAGACUCUGCCCGCCAUUCCAGCACCCAAAAAGGUGAGCUUUCCGGACGUGGAUGUCGGCGACGACUACGUGUCAUCGGCACCGAUGUCCGAAGUGGAGAACGUGCCCAGUCUGCAGCUGCCUGCUCGGUUCUCCGGUCUGCGGAGUAGUAGCCCACCAGGCGAAGACGAUGGUCCACCUGCGAGCAGUAAUAUGUGAGAGAAGCUGUGUUCUUUUAGCAUUCGUAUUAACAAUGUGUUGACAAUAAUAGCCAAAGAAAUGUGUGUCUAAAGUGUAAAUUAGGAGUGAAACGUGGAUAUAAAUUUUGAAAUUGCAUUUGAUAAACUGUUUUUGCACAUAAAUUGUAUAUAUAAAGAAGGGCAUGUAUAGC
This is a messenger RNA of Drosophila erecta, 4470 nucleotides long. It is a transcript of the gene Ptp52F, whose product is annotated as phosphatidylinositol phosphatase PTPRQ. Gene Ontology annotation, molecular function: protein tyrosine phosphatase activity; protein binding. The coding region runs from base 39 to 4298 and encodes 1419 amino acids. Gene Ontology annotation, biological process: protein dephosphorylation. The transcript has 18 exons. NCBI's taxonomy places the organism in Eukaryota, Metazoa, Arthropoda, Insecta, Diptera, Drosophilidae. The record is from RefSeq and is a predicted model, not a curated record.